This is a messenger RNA of Helianthus annuus (common sunflower), 1632 nucleotides long. RefSeq lists its product as uncharacterized. Gene Ontology annotation, molecular function: nucleic acid binding; zinc ion binding. The record is from RefSeq and is a predicted model, not a curated record. Lineage: Eukaryota; Viridiplantae; Streptophyta; Magnoliopsida; Asterales; Asteraceae. The coding region runs from base 1 to 1632 and encodes 543 amino acids. The transcript has a single exon.
AUGGCAGAACGUGGAAGACGUGCUCAUCGACAAGAUCGUAGAAACGCCGACCGAGGCAACGAAGACUAUCGACGCGAUCCACGUGACAUCGAAGAGAUUGCUCGACAGCAGCAACGGAUCCGGGAUCUGGAAUUGCAGCAGGAGCCGCGUUUCGGUGAAGAUACGGACACGGACCGGGACAUCUGGGAUGACGGGACCGGGUACCAAGACUACAACCCUUUUGCUCGACAAGGACUGGGGAACCCCUUCGAUCAGCGGGAACCACAGCCCGACCCUCUGCGAAGCUUAGGGAUCAAGAUUGAAAUCCCUGAGUUUGAUGGCAAGAUGCAACCGGAUGAAUUCCUUGACUGGCUCCAUACGGUCGAGCGGAUUUUUGACCUUCGCGACAUCCCCGACAGGUUCAAGGUAAAACUAGUAGCUAUAAAACUUCGCAAGUAUGCGUCAUUAUGGUGGGAACAUGUCAAGAAAAAGAGGUCUCAAGAGGGGCGAUCUCGGGUUACAACUUGGGAGAAGAUGAGGAAGUUGUUACGUGAGAAAUUUUUGCCACCCAACUAUCGCCAAGAGGCUUUCUUGGAUUAUCAUAACCAUUCCCAACAGUCAACAACUGUUGAGGAAUUAAUUGCUGAUUUUGACAGGUUAAGAAUGCGAUGCGGUGCGGAGGAAGAAGAAGAAGAACAGGUCAUCGCCCGGUUCUUCGGAGCCCUGCGACCAGAGAUAGCUGAUAUUGUCCAAUUACAACCUUACUGGACCUUUGCUGAUGUUUGUCAAUUGGCUUUAAAGGUAGAAAAACAACUCAGAUCCAAAGGGAAGAUACCUGCGAAGACCAGCCCAUUCAAACCCGAGGUGUCGCGCGGCCCAAUCAAAGCCGAGGCGCCCCGGCCUGCUACCAACACCCCCACAGGCAGCCGGUCUGGUCCUGCCAAAUCUGAAACAACAACUAACAAUCCCACAGGACCUUCUCGAGCACCGCGAUGUUUUAAAUGUGGAGGGUUAGGACAUUUUGCGCGUGAAUGCGCCAACACCCAGUUAGUCACCCUCACAGAAGACUCACCACCGGUAUAUGAUACAGAGGAAGAUCAAGACGGGAACGAACCAGAAAUUAUAUAUCCUGAUAGGGGCGAGGCCUUGAUUGCUCAGCGGAUACUCAGCGUCACACCCGACAAGACCGUUAAUGACACACUCUGGCUCCGUAAUAACAUCUUUAGAACUCGUUGCACCGCCAAGGGUAAAGUAUGUACGGUCAUUAUUGAUGGGGGGAGUUGUGAGAACAUGAUAGCGACGACAAUGGUGGAAAAAUUAGGUCUACAAACCGAGCCUCACCCCGACCCGUAUCAGUUAACUUGGUUAAAAAAAGGCAAUGUUGUGAAGGUGACUCAGCGAUGCUUAGUUCAGUUUAGCAUUGGCUCUAAAUAUUCCGAUGAGGUGUGGUGCGAAGUCAUUCCUAUGGACGCAUGUCACCUCUUAUUGGGACGGCCGUGGCAGUAUGAUAGGCGGACCUGUCAUGAUGGUUUCCAAAAUACUUACUCGUUCAAAAAAAAUGGCGUGAGCAUACUGUUGGCUCCUUUGGACACCCGUGAGACUGGAACUGAGGCGUUAGUUCUUAACCGUUCGGCCUUUUUGGACUUUAUCUAG